Rhinichthys klamathensis goyatoka is the source of this 2907-nucleotide messenger RNA. Its product is annotated as G-protein coupled receptor family C group 6 member A. Gene Ontology annotation, molecular function: G protein-coupled receptor activity. The record is from RefSeq and is a predicted model, not a curated record. The transcript is spliced from 6 exons. Gene Ontology annotation, cellular component: membrane. Gene Ontology annotation, biological process: G protein-coupled receptor signaling pathway. Lineage: Eukaryota; Metazoa; Chordata; Actinopteri; Cypriniformes; Leuciscidae. The coding region runs from base 64 to 2769 and encodes 901 amino acids.
AGCAGAACCAGUUCUACAAUAAAUAGAUGAUAGACUUGAUGUGUGCGCUCAUGUUGUUUGGCGAUGCUGUCCCACAUGGAUCUGCGUGUGCUGGCCCUGCUGAUGCUGAGCUCGGGUCUCUGGGUCCGCUGUGAUCUUCCCAGCUCCCUGAGCGGAGCGUACAUGCAAGGAGACAUCAACAUCGCCAUCCUGAGCUCCAUCCACUCUAAAGUGAUCAACCUCCACAAGAGGACCAGACCUCAGCCCUUCGUCUGCACCGAUUUUGAUCUGAUCCCAUUUCUACAAUCGCUGGGUGCCAUCUACACAAUCGAAGAAAUCAACAACUCUUCGUUACUUCCGGGGAUUAAGCUGGGAUAUGAAGUGUGUGAUUCGUGUGCUUCUCCCACCAAGGCUCUGCACUGCGUGGAGCAUCUGUUGGCCGUUAACGGGUCGGUGCCGGCGCUCUCAGACUACUCCGACUUCCAUCCACCAGUGAAAGCUUUUCUGGGAGAGAGGUACUCCGAGCUGUCCAUCGCCAUCGCCAAGCUCCUCAGCCUCUACCUGUGUCCCCAGGUCAGCACCUCAUCCUCUGCUCCAGUCCUGAGCGACAAACUGCGGUACCCGUCCUUCAUGCGUGUGAUUCCCAGUGACAUCUACCAGGCUCAGGCGCUGGUCAAGCUCAUGUCUCAUUUCUCAUGGAACUGGGUCGGUGUCGUGUAUGGAGAUGAUGACUACGGGAGAGCGGCCUACCAAAGCUUCGUCCAACAGUCAGCUGGAACGAUAUGUGUUGACUUUGAGAAAGCGGUAACGCACUACUUGGACCACGUCGAUGUGGAGAAGUACAUCAAAGAUGCUGCUAAGAGCAUUAGAGAGUCUCGCGCCAAGGUGGUGCUGCUCAUCCUGAAGCCACAGCUGGUGGAGAAGCUUUUCAAGGAGAUGAUUCAAACCAACACAAGCAGAGUCUGGAUCGCGAGCGACGCCUGGUCUAUUUACCGGCCCUUAACCAAGAUGAAUGACAUAAACAAAGUGGGUAAAAUCUUUGGCUUUUCCUUUACCAUGGGAAACAUACCAGGGUUUGAAGACUACUUGAGAAACCUCAGGCCGAUGCCAGGAGCAAGAAAUGCCUUCAUAGAAGAGUACAAGCAGCUGAGACUGAACUGCUCGCUUUGGCCCAGGAACUGCUCCACAGAUGACGUGCUGUACGCUGUGUACCUGAGAGAGGCCUACAUGGAGAGGCUGGCCAUAUAUGCUAUAGCACACGGGCUCAGGACACUGCUGGACUGCAACGACACCGCCUGCUCCGGAGACAACAACUUCCCUCCCUGGAAGCUAUUGGAAAGCAUGCACAGUGUGAAUUUCACGCUCGAUGGCACUAGAUAUUUCUUUGACGAAAACGGUGACUUUGUGGAUGGUUACGACCUCAUAAUGUGGAAGGAAAAAGAUGAUGAACGAAUUAUUGAAAUUGUGGGGAAAUUCCUCUUGAAAAAAGGAGACGUGGAGAUCUUCAGUGAAUUCCAGUCGUUAAAUGACAGCCUACCCUUGGCCAGGUGCUCAAACUCUUGCACACCUGGCACUGCGAAGAACCAGUCCAAGAUCCCCUGCUGCUACAACUGCGUUGAAUGUUCUGAAGGAAAAUAUACUGAUGGAUACGAUUUCCCCGAAUGCCUGAAAUGUCCUGAAGGAAAAUGGUCUACUACGGGAGCAAGUGAAUGCGAGUAUUUCCAGGAGAUUUAUCUGGUUUGGAACGACAGUUAUCCCAUAGCUCUGUUAGCGGCGACAGCGAUAGGCUUGAUUCUAGUGUUCACCUCCUUCAUCAUUUUCAAUGUGCACAGAAACACCACAGUCAUCAGAAAGGCUGACAACACGAUGUCUUGUUUCAUGUUCCUGGGGCUGACGGUCAGCUUCGCCAGCGUAGUCAUGUUUAUCGGCCGGCCGAACGAGCACCAGUGCAGGGCUCAGCAAGCCUUGUACGGCCUCGGGUUCACCCUCUGCGUUUCCUGCAUCCUGGUUAAAGCCUACCGCACUUUCCUGGCUUUCCUGGCCUUUGAUCCGGACAAGCAGCACCAGCUUAAAAAGCUCUACAAGCCUGUUAUCAAUUUGGUCCUGCUUACCGGUGCUCAAGGAAUCAUCCUGUUGUUCUGGAUGACUCUGGGAAAGUCUCCUCGACCAGAUAUAAAGUGGCCUGAGAGUGGCCUAAAACAAUAUGUUGUCUGCGACGAGGGCUCCAUCAUAGGUUUUGUCGUGAUGCAUGGUUACAUAGCUCUAUUGGCCUUCAUUUGUUUCUUUGUUGCAUUCAAGGGUAGAAAAGUGCCACAUGAUUUCAACGAGACUGGCGUCAUCAUCUUCAGCAUAUUGAUUCAUCUGUUUGUCUGGCUUUGCUUUAUUCCCAUUUAUAUUGAAAGAAACAAGACCGAACAGCGGCACAUUGUUCAGGCCUCGGCCAUCCUGGCAUCCAACUAUGGCAUAAUCUUUUGUCAUUUUAUCCCAAAGUGCUACAUAGUCCUGUGGGAGCUGUCGGAGAACUCGAGGGUAUCGAUCAUGGGGAGGUUGGCUAGACGCAUUAAAGAGGACACAGCCACUGCGGACAUUACCGUACUACAUGAAGCGGGCCGGAUUACUCCAGGCGUCAUCAGCCCUGGUGUAGCACCAUCGGUGAUCGAGAUCAGUUGCAUUACUAAAGAUGUUUUCAGUACUCUCAAGACUGAGGAUGUUUUUAAUAUGGAUAGAGGCGGUAUAGAUCCUACAGUUUCCCGCCAUUUCAGGGUGACGCAAAGACACACUACGAAAUAAAAAUAAAAGUGUUGUCUUGUAUUCUUCUAGCAAUUCCAUCAACAAACAAACACUUCCUUGGCCAGAACAGUGAAUCUUUCAGACUUUCUUAAAUAAUCUGGAUUUUUCCUGCAAAAAUGCUUUUUUUACUUAGUAUUU